AUGUGUAUAUAUUGCGAUUUCUUCAGGCAGUAGAAGCCACACUGUCAAAAUUUCUUUAGGAAUUUUCUAGUUCUUUCUAUUAUUAUAUCAAAAAUCCAAUUAUCUUUUCUUCCUGUGAAACAAAAUAUGACGUAAUAAUAUCAUGACAUCUAUCCACCAAUCAAUCUGCAGCUUUUAUAACAGGAAGCUGUGGGAGGAGCCAGACGCUGCGUCCUGAGCUCGCCCACUUUUUAGCCGUCCAAUCAAAUUCCCAGGACUUGAUUUGAACAUCUUUUUUGCCAAUAUAGUAACAUCGAGAGCGUACGGAGGCGUAUUAAGUAGAAAUAAAAUAAUUUACAGAGCCGACUUCAUUACCAUUCAUUUUUGAUGAUUCAACUCCAACACCAAAAUUUCAAUGAAAUAUAAUCAACUAAAUAUAAGUAUUGUUACAGUUUAAACUACCAGCAGUAUAUCAAGUCAUUUAAAUAAGCUCCACCUUCACUAGCUCCUACAUUUAGAAUACAGUAAUAUAAUAUACUUUUACUUUUGGUACUUUAAGCAGAAUUAGUAGUGAAUACUUUUGUGCUUUUACUUCAGUAAGCUUUAUCUUGUAACAGAGUAUUUGUACACUGUGGUAGUAGUACUUGAAUAAAAGGUCAGAGUACUUCUACCACCUGGAACACCUGAGGAGAAGUAGGAGUGGAUUAAGAGAAGUGGACGUAGAGGUUCAACCACUUCCCACUUUCACUCAGCGCUCUGACAUCACUUCCUGCUGAUGGUCCACUUCCUGUCAGCAUCUGUCACUUCAUUCAGAGCUGAUGGAGGACGCACGGGUUUCAGCAGCAGGUGAACGGGAGCGUCCGGUGAACCGCCCCCCCGAGCUGCUGUACCCUCAGGCCGACGUGGCGGAGCGCCUGGCGCUCGGCGGCGGUGACGAGUCGCUGGUGAACGGAACCAAGGCCGACCUGCAGGCCGCCAAACGACUCGCCAAACGCCUCUACAGCCUGGACGGGUUCAGGAAGUCCGACGUGGCUCGACACCUCGGAAAGAACAACGAGUUCAGUCAGAUGGUGGCAGAGGAAUACCUCAGUAACUUCAACUUCACGGGUCUGACCAUCGAUCAGGCUCUCAGGUCGUUUCUGAGUCAGUUCGCUCUGAUGGGAGAAACUCAGGAGAGAGAGAGAGUCCUCGCUCAGUUCUCCAGGAGAUACAGACAGAGCAACCCAGAGACUGUCCCCACUGAAGACAGCGUCCACACUCUGACGUGUGCCGUCAUGUUGCUGAACUCAGACCUUCAUGGAAACAACGUGGGGAAGAGGAUGUCCUGCAGUCAGUUCAUCACCAACCUGGAGGGUCUCAACGAUGGAAAAGAUUUCCCCAAAGAUCUGCUGAAGGUAUGGCUGACACACACACACUUUUACAUGCACACACGUGUAUACAACACACACACGGAUGCUUGUGAUUGUCAGAGCAGAAAAAUGAAAAAGGAGACUUGUGUGUGUGUGUGUGUGUGUGUGUGUGUGUGUGUGUCUCUCUCCCUCCCACUCGUUUGUUUCCAUCUCAGCCUCAGAGCGAUCAACAUGAAUCUGCGUCACCUCUUUACCUCCUCCAUCAUCAUCACACUAACUCUGUUAAUGUGUGUGUGUCAGUGGCGGGCCGUGUAUUUUAUACCUGG
Molecule: messenger RNA, 1654 nt
Organism: Anarrhichthys ocellatus (wolf-eel)
Lineage: Eukaryota; Metazoa; Chordata; Actinopteri; Perciformes; Anarhichadidae
Product: PH and SEC7 domain-containing protein 1-like
Exons: 6
Biological process (GO): regulation of ARF protein signal transduction
Molecular function (GO): guanyl-nucleotide exchange factor activity
Source: RefSeq, a predicted model, not a curated record